GACCUUGAAGAUAAACAAUCAACAAAUAACAAACUAGAAUCGGGUGUUAUUAAAAUGUAAUUAUUAGUUUAAAUCAGUAAAACCCAUCCUAACGACACCGUUUUAAAUUUAUUUAGUAGAUGUACGAAUCACUUCUAGCGUACGGAGUCGGCAAUGGAGUCAGUAAUGUAAUACAUAAGUUUUGUUUGUUUUGUAAAUUUUUCUUCCUACAGUUCCCUCCAAACCUUACCAAUGGAAGACUACAGACCGGCGUUAUCCACACCUUGCCAGCCUAAUCAGGAACCUGCAAACGUCGAACAGCCUGUCUAUGCGCAACUAAUGCCAGCGGCCGUGAUGGCUGUAGAAGCAUAUUCGUAUGAGCAUCCUAGUGAAGUGGGACCUGUGCCUAAUUUAGUCACAGCGGUGCCGGUCAUCGAAACUACACACACAACGGCCAUAUGUGCCCUUGAUUCGGGACCAAUUUCAGCUAGCGAAACUCCGUAUCCCCUGGACAACAACCCACCAUCACAGCAAACUCACUCAUCACCGUCUGCCAGUAAUGGGCCAAGCACGGAUUUGUCAGCAGAUGUUCAGCCAUCCACACAAGCUUUGUAUUCUGUUGCCGAAACAACUGCAUGCAAUGGCGUGUCAUUACCCGCUGAUGGUAGUCGCAUCGAUGCAACAACUAUGAUGGAGUCCAGUGUAACAGAACCAUCUUCAUUUAUAUCGGACUCCACUUCCGGCCUUCACAAUCCUGUCAUGGAUGUGUCUAAUGAUAGACGACCAACGAAGGCAACCGAUGGGAAUAGUCCUUCCGAACCUUCCAAAAGCAGCGGCACGUUAGAUAAUGAAACAAUAUCAAAAAAUCGUACUGAAAAUGAUGGAGAUAGCGCAAUGAAGGUUCAGGAAGCAAACAACGAAAAACUGCAAUGUGAAUCAAACGAUGGGCCUACACAACAACAAGAACAGCCGACGAUUGAAACGCAUUCCACACCUACCGCAGACGAAGAAGAACUGGUUGAAUCCCACCACGACGAGGAUGAAAACAGUAGCGACUCUGUGAUAUCGGAUGAAGACACUGAAAAUUCACCUAAUGUUUCAUCGCUGUUCAAGAAUGUCGUACUAGUACAGGCACACACCUUAGCAGCGGAGGAAACCGAUCCGGAAGAACCCGUAACAUCGCCGGCAGCAUUGGACGAAACAGAAGUGGACACGGAUCCAAUCGUUACUAGCUCGGUGGAAGAUAUUGGUCGGGAAGAGGAAUCGGAAGCAGACGAAAUGGUACUUCCAGCUGGAUUGUUUAUAGACGAGACGGAAGAUGUUCCGAAUGGCGAAGUGAUGGAGGGUGUGGCUGUUGGUCAGAUGGGUCAAAUCGUUGCCCUAGAUGCUCCUAUCAUUGAUUCAAACGACGAGUACGAUCCACACAAUGGAAUUGACAAUGGUAAUGAUGGAAAGGAUACAUCUUGUAACGCUAAUGCAACAACCGCAAGCACGAAAACGUCCGAUAAUAUGGACACUUUUUCUCUUUCUUCAGAUGGGGAAGGUUCUAGAGGACGAUCAAUCAAACAGCAUACGUCACAAAAGUGCCAAAUGCGAAAACGUAAUCGAAUUGCAAUUGCGGAAAAAGGUAGAUUAAAUGACGAGGAAAAGAAAUCGAAAAGGUACAAAGAGUACCACAAAACGAGCGAUGAUCCCUUCGGUUCCUGUUCAAACUCGUCGAGUGAAGAUGUGCCGAACGAUAUCUAUUUCGGCGCAUCCGAUCGCGUAUACACCGUCAGCACUAAACUACACUGGCAGCAUCAAAAGCAAAAGGGCAGAAAGCAUUAUUCGCGAGCAAAAGUCAGCACCGAUCGAGACGAUGAUGGGGUCGAGUCGAGUGACAACGAGGAAGAAGAGUGGGUCCGACGAAAGGCAAAAAAGGCGGAAGAAAUAGCACGCUUGAAACUUCCCGCCUAUCAGCAGCAGCAGUUGCAGCAAUUGGUGCUGAAGAAACAUCCAAAGCGUGACCGGUUUUACGACCGUUCGCAGGAUAUUCCGAAUGAUAUUUACUUUGGAAACGUUAAUGUUCCGUUACAUAUUCUUCAUGCUAGCAGCAGUAGCUCGUCGGACGAAGAACCGUGGCCUGAUAGGAGCGUGAAAUCCGCAUCAACUGUUGGUGCUUGCAGCAAGAAGUACCGUCAAUCGGAACACGUGCCCAAGAAAACGAAUUCUUCGUAUUCAAAAUCGUCCAACUAUCGCAUUUACAAAAACCCAUCACCGAGAGCGGAAGCAGCAUCCAACCAGGGAAGUAUACGAUCCGUGCACAGGAUGAAGGAAUAUUUAAAAAUGGCAGGAUUUCGGCACAUGCGCUACCAAAAGCUUUGGCAAGGCUGUGAAACCAACCAGGAUCGUGCGGAGGCAAUAUUACGCUUCCUCCAGGAGCACGGUCUCCAGGGUGAGCCAACGGAUGAAAAGUGUCGCGAGCUUCGCAAACAAAUCCAGCUUCAAAAGGAGGUGGAAGUUUUGGAUACGAGUGUGAUUAUUGGCAGCGGAGAAGGACGUGUAACAAGGCAAAGGGCAAAGAAAGUUUCGGAAUCUUCUACUACGGAACCGGUUGUAAGUAAUUUGCCGGAACAGCAUCUGCAAAGCAAGGAGGAGAAGGAGAUACAAACUCAACCUACAAACUGUGAAACAAUUGAGCAGGAAUCGCAAUGCGAGCAGCCUUCAUCAGAACAGCAACCACAGCAACAGGAGCAGGAAGAACAGGUUGCACAUGUUCCAUCGGAACAGUGCGAAGAACCUACAUUACCAAUAGGUGAAAACUUCAAUGGUUCAAAUACACCAUUAAACGGAUGAUUUUUUAUUUUCAUUUCCUCAAUCCAGAGGAAUAAUUCUAAACGUAUCCAUGUAUGUUAUUAUAUUUUAUUUUUUCAUUUAUUUUGAUAGUCACUUCAUACUAUAAUUAUAACGUACACUACUACAUAGUCAUUGGCAAAGCCAACACACAAAAUGGGUGAACUAGUUUCUCUUGUCACAAAGUAAGGCAGAAGGUGCAAUUUGUUUCGUGAUUUAUUUUGCCAUAAAAUAGCAUACAGUCACAUUGAUAACUGUAAGGUAAAUAAGCAAAAUUAACAUGUAUAUCAAUGCGUCAUACUAAUCAUUUAUCUGCAAAAAUGCCUUUGAAGAUCAAAACAUCAUUUAGAUUCACUCUAUGUGGAACAUAUUGUAAAGAAACUGAAUAAUAAACUAUGAAAUUUUUUAUCCACAACAAUUUGGAAGAAAAUAAAUUAAAUUUUAACAAAUUACUCUAAGAAAA
This is a messenger RNA of Anopheles gambiae (African malaria mosquito), 3274 nucleotides long. Its product is annotated as HIRA-interacting protein 3. NCBI's taxonomy places the organism in Eukaryota, Metazoa, Arthropoda, Insecta, Diptera, Culicidae. The record is from RefSeq and is a predicted model, not a curated record. Bases 232 to 2814 code for a protein of 860 amino acids. The transcript has 5 exons. Gene Ontology annotation, cellular component: nucleus.